GAACGGACUUUUAUUUUGGCACGUUGGUUUUGCUUACGCACACUGUCCGUACCAUUGGUUGCACAGUGUGUUGAGGGCAUGUGGAACGUCGGUAUGUCGGAGGUUGGAAAAGCGUUACAAGCGGUGGUAGACAGGGUAAAUAAAGCGGCGUCUCGUCGCCCAAAGACGUUGCCCGCGGUACCGCCCCGCCUGGUAGCCGUCAGUAAGACCAAACCACCGGAGAUGGUGAUCGAGGCAUAUCGAAACGGACACCGUAACUUUGGUGAAAACUAUGUUAAUGAACUUGUGGAUAAAGCUUCAAAUCCUCAGGUUUUAGAAUCAUGCCCAGAAAUCGAGUGGCAUUUUAUUGGCCAUCUACAGAAGGGUAAUGUCAACAAACUUUUGGGUGUGCCAAACCUGUUCAUGGUGGAAACGGUCGACUCUGUCAAGUUAGCUGACAAAGUGAACAGCUCCUGGCAACGGUUGAGAGCAGCUAGCACCCGGAGGUUAAAGGUCAUGGUGCAGAUCAACACCAGCGGAGAGGAAAGUAAAUAUGGACUCCCUCCUGGCGAGACCGUGAACACGGUGAAACACAUUCUAAACAAAUGCUCUGCCCUACACUUCUCUGGGCUCAUGACCAUUGGGCGUUACGGCUAUGACCUAGCCGAUGGCCCUAACCCAGAUUUUCAGGCUUUGCUGAGUCAACGACAGGUGGUGUGUGACAGUCUGCAGAUCCCUUUGGAGAAUGUAGAGCUCAGUAUGGGCAUGUCCAUGGACUUUGAGCAUGCGAUUGAGGUGGGUUCCACGAACGUGCGAGUGGGCAGUACUAUUUUUGGUAACCGGGACUAUCCCAACACCCCUACUCCAAGCCCAGAGAAGAAGCCAAUGGUACCGACAGAAGACGCAGCUAAAAAGAUGGAGUGCCUCACCGUUACAGAAAAGUGAAAUUUCUUCUUCCUCAAGUCAGCCUGAAAAGGAAUAUAUUGUUGAGAUUUUUUUCUGGAGAACAAAAAUAACUGUGCAUUUGUACGGUAUAUCUUAAUGACGUUAUUGGUUCUUCUAGAAGCAAUUCAACUGGUUUCUAUGGAGCAUUCAUAUUAGUAUUUUUGAAUGGCAUUCAAUCAAAAAGUUGACAUUACAAGAUUUCUCUUUUACUACUCCUCACAUGACAGAUAUUAGUGUAUGAUAUUGGACAUUCAGUAAACAUCUGGACUCUUUGCUAAUCUUACAUUAUGUAUUGUUUUACACUAACACAUAGGUCCGCGUCAAAAGACUGAGGUUAUUUCUACUCUAGCAAAGCCUCUGUUGAUUAAAUUUGAGUCUAUAUUCACAAUCUACAUGUUGUCACUAUACAACUCUUAACCAUGUUCAAUAUCCUAGAAAUCAUGUAUCUUAGUGAUAAAAUGCCCCCCCCCCCCCCCAAAAAACAAA
Molecule: messenger RNA, 1410 nt
Organism: Esox lucius (northern pike)
Lineage: Eukaryota; Metazoa; Chordata; Actinopteri; Esociformes; Esocidae
Gene: plpbp
Product: pyridoxal phosphate binding protein
Exons: 8
Coding region: 79-924 (281 amino acids)
Cellular component (GO): intracellular anatomical structure
Molecular function (GO): pyridoxal phosphate binding
Source: RefSeq, a predicted model, not a curated record